This is a messenger RNA of Spirometra erinaceieuropaei, 4910 nucleotides long. The record is from the annotation of a GenBank genome assembly. NCBI's taxonomy places the organism in Eukaryota, Metazoa, Platyhelminthes, Cestoda, Diphyllobothriidea, Diphyllobothriidae.
AUGCUACUGUGUUCUCCCAGAAUCUUCAGCUUGUGCUUCAUAUUUGUCCAGUUGGCCUUGAUGGUCGAAAGGUAAGGCAUUUGUGAGGUUUAACAAAUAACAUAACACUGUGCUUUUCACUACAAACUUGAUACAUUCAACCUGCACAACAUCGUCAGACCAUCAUAUUCUAGUUAUUAAGAUUGGCAUUGUUUGGUUUAAUUACAACAAGGCCUUUGUAUAGCUUUGGACAUAGGACGCUCUCUAAUAUUGGAGGUCGAGCAAAAUCAUGAUCAAAGGAUCCAGAGCAUGUUAGAUUGCUUUUCUCCGCCUAUUAGGACACCCAUAUGACCGCACAGACUGUUUUCUUCCGACAUCUACUCUACCGUAUAUAUCAUUAUGCGCAAACCUGUACAUACCAAUUUUAGAAAUGGUUUAUACAUCCCGUAAUUCAAAAUAAGCAUCCAGCAUUUUUGACAGGAGGACGUUUUUGGUUACUUCACUCUCGAUUCUUGCACGCAGGUAAGGUUAUUCAUAUACCCAACCUGACCGCAGAUGGAAUGUUGUUGAAUAGCCUUCGCCUGAUGUGUUUAUUUUCUCUGAAGACUAAAAUGCAUUUGUAGUUAUUUUGGUUCGUGAAAAUCCGCAAAGACCUUUCGAGCAAAUACCAAACAGAAAUCUUGCGCAGUUCGAAACGCUGCGGGAGACAAUGGACACACAAUACAACCAUUAACGAAUAUAAUUCUAAGUAUUUGUUUAUGUUUGUUCCGAUCUGUUCAUUUUCUUUUUUAGUCUUCGCACAAUUUGUCAUUGGAAUAUCCGACGUCUGAGCACCAGCCUUAAGGGAAGUCUUAACAUGACGACCGCAAUAUGGCGCGGUUAUCGGGUACGAAUCCUAUUUCUUAUUCUUCAGGAUUUAGGCUAAUUUCUAAAAUGUGUUGAGCAGUUUUCUGCUUGUGGCACGUCAUAGUGGUGCAGCCAUGCGUUCGACAAAACGACUAAAAUGUCUCCCGUUAUUGUUAUUUAGAUCGAAAUUUAAAUGUGCAAGCUCGGUAGCAUUGGAAUAAUGUAAGUAACCAGUGAUUGGGCCGUAUGUAACCUACUUCGGAUGACAUAAAAUGAAAGUUUUAAAAACCACCUAAAUAAGAGGUUGUAUGCUAUGACUUGACUAAUGAUUGGGCCGCAUGCAUCCUAAUUUGGACGGCUCACGCAUUCGCAAAUUAAUAUGGCAAUAUCUCGCAGUCUCGUCGCAGGCAGAAAUCAACAUUAAGGACAGUUACGAGAGCAUUGUUCACAUACUGGACUAGUUGCUUCAAUGACCUGACAAAUGGAAUCCCGGUUUGCUUAAAUCCAUCAAUUGUCUUUGCAGUCAGUGAAGUGUACGCAGUUAAGCAAUAUUACUUAGCAGACACUUACACAUACUGAUAAAAAAGGUCGAGUUGAGAUAUGAAUUUCGUGAGAGGAAAAUCUACUCUCUCUCUCUUUCUCAAGUACGUCUUCAUCUGUUUAGACCGGCUUUUUGAACGAUAAACCAUUCUCGAAACUUGCCUCGGGAACUGACUUCUGUAACUCCAGCAUGGGAUCUUUCGGCUGCAUAGGCUCUACACGUAAGUACGAAUAUGCAUAGGAAGCUAAAUCUACAUAAUAUGAACGAACAACAUGCAUUACUGACAUUUAACUUUCGAAAUUCUCCCAUGCUCCAUUUCAAGAAGGUCGUAUUUUUCAGGCGAUGGACUGAACAUUACAAGAUUCAGAUUUGAGGAAUGUGGUAAUAUAAACUACAUCAACCUACGUGAUUCCAUUCCAAUUACUAUUCAUCGCAUCAAUACGCCGAUAUUCACACCACAAGGAGGUAAGAAUGGAAAUCGUUUGACGUUAUCUAACUUGUCAUAAAAGAUAUAAGUAAUCACACGCUUUAGUCUAGCUCAACUGAAGCAUUCAUCGUAACAUAAAAGCGCUAACACUCCCAGCCAUCUUUCUUCGCACAACGUACACACACAAUGGCAUUCCUCUUAACAACUGUUUUGCGGGCGAAAACUAGAUAGUUUUAAAUUCAGUCUUUCAGCACGCCUCCUGAAUGCGCUUUUAGAAAAAAAGUCUAUUUACUUGCAAUCCUAACCUCUCUUAUCCUCCGAUGAACGCAUUUAAAUUGUACUGUCACUUGCUUUUUUACCCUGACUGAGUUAUUUGGGUGACAUGUUUUCUUAAAAGCCGCCUUUAACUUAACGGGGUUGCCAAGCCUGGAUAUUUGUCCAACUGAAAAUCAGGUACAUGUCACGUGGGACAUUACACUUACAAGAUGCCACAGAUUGAGGGUAAGCACUUACAAACUGUUCAAAGGCCUGUUUUUUCCCGAAUCCACCUAACACCCUGUUUUGUUGUAGUUAUACUGCUUCAUUGACGAAGAACGAUUUUUCGUGCCUCCAAUAACAGCCCGACAAUGCCGUAAGAUGUGUCUGAUAAGAUCUUUUAUUUCAACUCCUGUCUGCUGCUGAUGUAAAUGCUCUCAAGAAUAGUGCCGAGCCUAGGGGGGAGGACGCUCAGGAGUGCCAGCAUUAAAAAAACAAUAUUGACACAAAUCAGGAACAUAGGAAUGUCUUUUAUGUGAUAUGUCGAGAUGAGUGGUUAAAUGUCAUCGUGAGUACCGGUCCGCUGGUAACAAAUCCUCUUACGUCUUUGCGCUAAUAUGAUCAAAUCAGCGUGUUGUGUGGAGAUAAUACAGUUGAGAAGACAAAGGUUCCCAAAUCAGAAGUCAUGGGAGGCAGACUGGGUGGGACAGCUUUGACAGCCGAGGAGGAAAUGCGAACACAGAAGCCCGCGCAUUCCAGGCAAGUUGUGUCUGUGUCCGCCGUUCAGCUGCUCAGACCCGAGAGCACGUGUGCGCAUUUCGUUGUCUCAAGGUCCGCCAGCCAAUCAGAGGAGGGACAGUGUUGAGUAGCUUCCAGCAAUCGCGAGGCCAAUAGCGAACAUCGCGCGUCCCUGCAGCGGAUCGACAGGGAGUGUGAGGCGGACAGGGAGGCAGCGGAGGAGCGAACUGCUGCAGUUGCACUACCAGAAGGCGGGGGGGGGGCUAGUUUUAUGCGUUACCAGUCGUUCCUUUCGAUUACAACUUAAAGUGGCGAAUUGCACUCCAUUACACUUUUUUGCGUUCGCUCUGCUUUGUAGUUAUAAAAAUGACUUCCUGAUGUGGUAUCUUUGCUUUCUAUGCCUUUUGCAGGACGUCGAGGGAUAGAACGUUCGACCUUCAAAGUUCGAGUCGGAGUCAAGAGAAAGGCAGAUGAACGAUUGACGUUUGUCUCCUGCUCACUGGAUCCUGCACUGCAGUACAGUCAAACGUUUAUUAUCGACUGGACUAGUAAGUCGUAGUGGCUGAUUUCACACACCCACCUACGCAUGCGUGUCAGUAAAAACGAAGCAAAAUCUUAUGUUCACACUUUAAGUAGUGUUGUAUGUUAAGACCAUAAUCGGGAUGCAUUCUUUGCUCCAAAACUCUCAGGGUUACCAAAUUAAACGCCAGAUUGCAUGCAGUGGGAAAUGCAGUAAUAUAUGCAAAUGCGAAAUAAUGCACAUAUCGGACGACUCGCAGUUUCCGGAUGGAAUUCCGACUCAUCGGACAUGAGGUUCCGUGGCGGGCGUGCGCACGCGCAGUUUAACACUCUUUUGGAACUGCAAAUCGACGCACAUGCUUUGGUUCAACUUGCAAUUUCACAUUGCUGCUGAACCCCACAGGUCAAUUUCUCUCGCCUUGUUGACAUUCACAUGGUGGUUGAAGUACAUUUCAAAACAAGGGAGUUUAUGUCGUGCAGUAGAGCACUGUUCAGUUGGGCUGGUAAACAUUCCUGCAGAAUCAAGUAACCAAUGUAUUGAUAACCGGCAGUGAGACAUUCAUAGUUACCGCAAGGCGGCAUGAAGAAGGCUCCAAGACAUUGUGCCUGUACGCCACAAUGACUUCAAUGCAUCUAGUUAGGUACAGCAGUCGUAUAAAGAUGCACACUGCAUCCGUUUGAUUUCCCUGCACGUGAACAAAUUCCUGUCGCUGUCUAGCCCACACUGUCGGGCAAUUAUACUUUUAACUAAAACUCGAAGUGCGCAUUUACAGGGGCUUUGAAAUUCCGAAUUGUUCGGAUUUGGCAUCGGUUUCUGCUUCUUAAUGCAAAUAGAAUGAUUUCAAUGACAAUACGCACUCUCUGUCUGCACUGCGCUUUCGCGUGUUUUGUUUGACUGGUGAACAUUGCAAAUUCAUACUUGUGCUUGCUAAAUGGCAAUUCACUAUUGACCACUCGGCAUGUGCUGAUAAGCCGAAUGGAGUUUGUGAACACUGAGUGCCGCUUAGGAAUCAGCAGGGCGUAAUUUCAUAAGUACUGCAUUAAUAUACUGCAUGCAUGUAGUGGGAUAGAGAUAUAAAUGAUAGUGCUCUGUCGUUAUGUUAACAUGCAGGACGAAGAAUAUGCAGAUUUGACUAUUAUAUUGCGGUUAGUGACCGAUCUGAAUGAUUGAGGUAGUCUGUGUGCUGCCGCGUGUAAUGUGAUUUGGAUUGAUAUGAAUCCGUUUGCAAGUAAAACCAAAAGUAACGCACUGCUGGCGAUGAGGUCUUUGAUUUCCAAAGCGUAUUUGGUUGCUGUUUUACAGCUUUUCCCACGUCGAUACUGCAUAUGAGGAGCAGACUAACUAACCUGUGCACAGGGCUAUAAAGUGUUGCGUUAAAAGCAAACCAUGACGCAGACUGGAAAGACGGGAAUUCUACUGAAGCUAGUUCGACCCUCUUGCGUGAGUCAGCACAAAUAACGCCGUAGAUCGUCAGCAGUGAUCAGCACCAUCUGCUUAUGCUAAUCAAAGCAGUUGUUUCCGUGUACAUCUGUGUUAACACGUGCUGUAUUCAUGACCUUCAUUCAUUUUACUUGGCAGAUGCUCCGUACGGGACAGACAACUAA